Chironomus riparius is the source of this 1557-nucleotide messenger RNA. Lineage: Eukaryota; Metazoa; Arthropoda; Insecta; Diptera; Chironomidae. The record is from the annotation of a GenBank genome assembly.
UAGUAACAAAAAGAAAAUCAAAAGAGCAAGAUGAGACAUGUAAAAAUUCUUUCAUUUUUCGUGUUAUUCUUAAUAUUUAAUAUCAUUAAGUCAGCACCAACGGGAGAGACAAAGUCAUUAUACAAUGUCCUUAAAAGUGAUAAACGAUUCCAAAAGCUUUUUAAGGAAAAAUUUGUCCUCGAAUGUGAAUCGAAUCAACCAAUUUGUACAGCACUAAUUGAUGUCACUUUACGAUUCAAUGAGGCACAAAUUGACUUUGCAAACGAUGAAAUCCAUCAUGAAGAAGAGUUUUGCGAAUCAAACUUCAUCAAUAUGAUUCCAGACACACCGACAGUCGAGGAAACAUCAUUGCUCAUGAAAUCAUUCAAUCUUACUUGGCUCAAGGACAUCCUUAAGCAGAAUGACGGUAAAUUGUGUAGUGAACAAUGCACGUACAAAUCAUUUGAAGAUUACAGCAGUAAAGCAAAACCUGUUUGCUUCUUCAUCUACGAUCAGUACAAAUUAUUAGCUUCUAGAAUCGACAGCACUAAAAAUAGCAAUAAGACAGUCGAAAAAAAUGAAUCGAUAAGUGUUGAACAUAAUAAAGUCAAUGACUCAUCGGCACAAUUGCCAGCAAAAGGAAAUGUCAUUUCAGAGGCUGGAACACUUGUUGACGUAGUUGCGGCAAAGAAACCUGUCUCGAUGCAAAACAUAACGGUAAAUAAGACAGAAUCAAUGGCAGAACAAGUUCACGUUGAGGAACAAGUAAAGACAACAUUAAACGAGACAAAAAAUAUCGAUGAAUUACCGGCACAAGUGACAUCACCAAUUGUUGUCACACAAGCAGGCAAAACAGAAACAGAACAAGUGAAAACAGACACAAAAACAGCAAAUAUCAAUUUAGAUGAUGAACAGUCUGCAUUGGCUGAUAAUGCAGUGUUUGAUGAAAAUCCAAGUACGGAUAAGGAAGUAGAAACAAAUUUAGAUGUUGAUGGUGGUGUCAAUGGUGAUGAAGACGAUGAUGAAAUGUACCCAGUUGAUUUUCCAUUACGUGACAAUAAUCAAAAUUCAAACAAGUUCCAACAAGAACAAUUGACAGAUGUUGAGCCACAUGACAGCGAUAGUCCACAACGUGUGCAGUCAGCACCGUUUGAGGAGGAUCCAGAUUCAAAUUUCUUUACAUACCUUUGUAUUAUUAUGUUCCUAACAAUCGUCCUCUACAUCCUUUAUCAUAAUCGUCACAAGAUCCUUGCAUUGCUUCUUGAGGGACGUCAAGGACGUAACUCAAGACGAGCUCGUUCACGAGGUGGCAGCAAAGCUGCUUAUAGUAAAUUAGACUGCAAUUUAGAGGAAGCAAUUACGAGUAAAAAGAGUCUGAGUGGCAAGUCAAUGGAUAUAAUUUAUUAAGAGAAUCUUUGAUUUUUAUUAUUAUUAUCAUCUAGUUCCGCUGCUCAAGCUUAUGCAGUCUUAUCUUUGAUUCCUCUCCAAACUUUUCUUUUCUUUUUUAAGUUGUCAAUGACUAAAUUUUUGUAGCCUGUAAGGACUUAAGAUUAACGCAAAAAAAGAGGGAUAUGAAGC